GGUAAUAAAAUAUAUUAAAAUGGAUUCUCCAGGCCAAAAUAGUGAUGACGACUUCAUCGCUUCUAUCAAUUAUCACAAGCAAGAUGAUCUAGAAGAAAGUAAAGGUGAAUUACCAGUGGGUCUUCAGAAGUAUAGCACUGAUGAGAUUAGUGACGACUCAGCAGACUCUGAAACAGGAAGUAAUCUCUCUACGAUCUCAGAUAAAUCAGAAUAUUUCUCUUCCAAAGUUUCAUAUCAGAGAAGAGCAUUGAUAAGGAAGAGUAUAUCUCUGCAGCUUAGACAAAUUGGAACAAAUGUAUGACAAUUAUUGACUCCAAUCAUUUCUCUUUUGUUGAUAAUACUGUUGAAAAGUAUUGCGCAGUCUAACAUUUCUAAAUAUAUUGAUGCUCCUAUUUAUAGUGGAUUGCCAUAUAUUUUCAAUAUUCCUCUUGUUCCAGUAGGCCAACUUGGGCUUCUCUUCAACUUAUCAAACUGUGAUCAGUGGUACAUGUAUGGCUUUCAAGAUGACGUAGACCAAGAGACAAGAGACUUCUUUGGAUAUAACGAAGGUAUUCCAAUCUUUGAUCCAGAGUCUGAAGGAAUUCUCGAUGGAGACAAAAAUGUUCUCCAGACAGCUUGACCAAGUUCUGAAAGAGCUACUCCAUAUUUCAAAGAAAAGAAUGCAAGUGAGACUAUUAAUCAAUAUUUAUUCAACACCCUAGAACAUCUGAACACUCAAAAGAUCAAUUUUAAGGAUAGGGAUAGCGAAGUUCCUGAUAUUUGGAUGCUUCCUGACGGCGCGUUUAAUGUUUAUGAAGCUAGCGAUUCCAGACUGAAAUAUAACGUUCAAGUAAACGACCUCAGAUAUAUUCAAUACCAUAGAAACAAUGGGAUCACUAAAUUGGGGAUACAAAAUCCUCUUUCUAAUACGACGAGUUAUUUCAUACGUACUAUUGAGGGUCAAAUUUCAGCAGUUGAUCUAAUGAACAAAGCUUAUAUCUCGAAGCUUUUCCCAAAUACCUUUAUUUAUAGUGGAGUUCAAAUAAUGCCUCUUUCUCCUUCAUUUGACCAAGAGAUUAUGAGGGUUAUAAACUUGCUUGGAGGAGGCUUGUUUCCUCUAUCCCUUUGCCUCAUGCUGCCUGUGUUCAUCUACAAUAUUGUUCUCGAGAAAGAGCAAAAACUUGUUGAGAUAAUGAAAAUGAAUGGGCUCAGAAUGCACAACUACUGGAUAAUCUCAUUCAUUUUUGAUAUGGUCCUCUACAUCAUCACUGUUGUGGUAUUUAUAAUAUUUGGUCGAUUUAUCUUACAAUUGACAUUCUUUUACGAGACAAGUUAUCUGGUUCUAUUCUUCUUUUUCUUAGCAUGGGGACUCUGCCAGAUCUCAUUAGCAUUUUUCUUCUCCGUAUUUCUAAACCAGGCUCAGACAGCAUCGAUAGUUGGAUAUUUACUUUCAAUCUGGAUAACACUUGUAGCAAUCUCUUUGAACACUACUCUGUAUGCUCCUCCAAAAGAAGUGACGUGGUGGCUUCUUCUAUAUCCUACUUUCCCAUACACAAGAUUUUUCUUCAUUAUAUCAACAUACUGUGGAUACAAGUCCUGCAUCACAAGUUUCAGUGAGUUGCCAUCGGAAGCUGUCAGAUGUCUUUGGAUUAUGUAUGUUGAGGCAGUUGUAUUCAUGUUAUUAGCACUUUAUUUCCAACAAGUUGUCCCUCAGACUUAUGGUGUCCCAAAGCACCCACUGUUCCUGUGCAAAGCCAUGAGAUGUAAAAAGGCAGCAAGGAGUACUCAAGAAGAAAUUGAUAUGUUCGAUGAAUUAGAUGAUGCUGAUAAGAACAGAUCGAAUGACUCUGAAAUAUUAGCAAGCGAAGAUGAUGAUUCUAAGAAGGAAAGAAACACAGUUUAUAACUUGGAUAGAGACAACUAUUACAAAUACCCAUUGAUUGUCAAAGAUAUUAGAAAGGUAUAUCCAGGAUUUGGUGGAAGACCUCCCAAAGUUGCCACAAAGAAAUUUUGCCUUAGAAUUAAAAAGGGUGAAGUUUUUGGACUCUUGGGUCCUAAUGGAGCUGGUAAAACCACUUUAAUCUCCAUGCUGACAGGACUUUACAGACCAGAUUCAGGAAAUGCUUGGGUUGCUGGAUUUGAUAUUAAAAAUAAUUUGGAUCAAAUUCAGCUUCAAAUGGGAGUGUGACCUCAAUUCGAUAUUCUUUGGGCUGACUUGACAGUUCAAGAGCAUUUACUAUUCUAUGCCAGACUCAAAGGGAUCUCUCCCAAAGAAGAAUCCAGCAUGGUUAAAGAAGCCAUGCAAGAUGUGUUCCUCGAGAAGUUCGCCAAGUUCAAAGUAAACCAGUUGUCUGGAGGAAUGAAGAGAAGGCUCUCCGUAGCUAUCAGCUUGGUUGGAGAUCCCAAGAUCGUGUAUCUCGAUGAGCCUUCGACAGGGCUAGACCCUGAGAACAGGAGGCAGCUGUGGGACAUUCUGAGCGAUAUCAAGGGCAAGAGAGCAUUGAUGAUCACAACUCACUCGAUGGAAGAAGCUGAUGUUCUGUGUCAACGUAUUGGUAUUGUUACAGAUGGUAUGCUCAGGUGUAUUGGACCACAAGUGAGGCUCAAGACAUUAUAUGGAGGUGGUUAUCAUUUAUUCAUUAACUGCCAUAAGUCCAAAUAUCUAAACAUCCUCAAACGUGAAGCUAAAGAAAAACAAAAGAACGAAAACGGUCAUGAGACCAGAGAGGAGAGUAAAGAUAGAGAAAAUCUUAGAAAGUCAUUUAGUCCAGACGAUGUACACCGUAGGGUAAAAGAAUUUGUUUACGAGCUAGCCCCAUCUGUAUUCUUGUUACAAGAAUUUAAUGGAAACUUUAUCUUCCAAAUUCCAAUUGAAGGAUUUGAUGCAGAGAGCUUAUUCACACAAAUGGAAAGCAACAAAGAAGAUUUGAUGAUAUCAGAUUGGGGAAUUUCUCAAUGCUCAUUAGAAGAUGUUUUCACAAAGAUCUGCACUCCGAAAGAAGAGUAGAUGAAUAUUCACUUAUAGUC
Messenger RNA from Moneuplotes crassus, 3006 nucleotides. NCBI's taxonomy places the organism in Eukaryota, Ciliophora, Spirotrichea, Euplotida, Euplotidae. The record is from the annotation of a GenBank genome assembly.